This is a messenger RNA of Drosophila eugracilis, 2975 nucleotides long. RefSeq names its product DNA topoisomerase 3-beta (gene Top3beta). NCBI's taxonomy places the organism in Eukaryota, Metazoa, Arthropoda, Insecta, Diptera, Drosophilidae. Gene Ontology annotation, molecular function: DNA topoisomerase type I (single strand cut, ATP-independent) activity; DNA binding. Gene Ontology annotation, cellular component: nucleus. Bases 263 to 2899 code for a protein of 878 amino acids. The record is from RefSeq and is a predicted model, not a curated record. Gene Ontology annotation, biological process: DNA topological change. The transcript has 5 exons.
UAGUGAGUAGAGUGAGACCUUUUUGGUGCCAAAUAAAAUGCUCGUAAAAUUGGCUAAGUAGAUUAUUUGGUAUUUUAUUGAAUGUAUGCGAAAAGCAGACGGAUAAAAAAGUAAAAAAAACGCAAAGCGAACGCAUACAAUCGCGCCCGGAACCGGCGAGGCGCAGCUCCCUGUGAGCCAAUCCCAUGCGAGAGAACGAGUGGGCAGGAACUGCUAAAAAAAAUUUAUCAAUUAUAUAGGCCAUCCUUAAGUUUUUGGGGCCAUGAAGAGUGUGCUGAUGGUGGCCGAGAAACCCUCGCUGGCAGCGUCGCUAGCGGGGAUUCUUUCCAAUGGCAGGUGUACUGCCAAAAGAGGCACCGGCAACGGCUGUUCUACGCAUGAGUGGACCGGCAACUUCCGGAACGAGGGCAGCGUCCAUUUCCGGAUGACAUCCGUGUGCGGUCAUGUGAUGUCACUGGACUUUAUUAGCAAGUACAACUCCUGGGACAAGGUCGAUCCUGUGGAGCUCUUUGGCUGCCCUACCGAGAAAAAGGAAACGAAUCCUAAGCAUCAUAUGCGCACCUUUUUGGCCCACGAAGCGCGCGGCUGCGAUUACUUAGUCCUGUGGCUGGAUUGCGAUAAAGAGGGAGAGAACAUAUGCUUCGAGGUGAUGGACGCCGUGCAACACGUUAUACACAAUGUGUACAGCAAACAGGUGACGUAUCGGGCGCACUUCUCUGCUAUUACGGACAAGGAUAUCAAAGGAGCGAUGGAAUCACUAGGUCAUCCGAACGAGAACGAGGCCAAGUCGGUUGAUGCGCGGCAGGAGCUGGAUCUGCGAAUUGGCUGCGCCUUUACCCGCUUUCAAACAAAGUUUUUCCAGGAUCGCUACGGCGACCUAGACUCCUCGCUUAUCUCCUAUGGUCCCUGUCAGACGCCAACGCUAGGUUUCUGUGUGAAGCGGCACGACGACAUCCAAACCUUUAAGCCGGAGAGCUUCUGGCACCUGCAGCUGCUAGCUGGCCAGCCGGAAUUUACGUUAGAGUGGGCGCGUGGCCGGGUUUUUAAGAAGGACAUUGCCAUCAUGCUGCUGAAUCGCGUCAAGGAACACAAGGAGGCCACAGUGGAGAGCGUUGGCAGCAAGGAGUCCUUCAAGAGCAAACCUCAGGCUCUAAACACCGUAGAGCUAAUGCGAAUCUGCAGCUCCGGUCUGGGUAUCGGACCGUUUCAGGCGAUGCAGAUAGCGGAGCGCCUGUACACUCAGGGGUACAUAAGCUAUCCGCGAACGGAAACUAAUCAGUAUCCGACUAACUUCGAUCUACCGGCAGUGUUGCACGUGCUGAAGCCUUCGGGGGACUUCGGCGAAGAGGCACGCACCAUCCUAGGCGAUAUGCAGACGCCGAGGAAAGGCAAGGAUGCGGGUGAUCAUCCUCCGAUUACACCCAUGAAAUUGGGAAACCGAAGUGACUUUGAUCGCGAUACUUGGCGCGUCUACGAAUUCAUCUGUCGGCACUUUAUGGGCACCGUAUCGAGAGACCUAAAGUAUCGCGUGACGACCGCCAAACUGCGCGUGGGCUUAGAGACGUUUAGCUGCACGGCCAAUGUGUUAAUUGACGCCGGUUUUACCAAGGUGAUGACAUGGCAGGCCUUUGGACGGGAUGAGCCGAUGCCGCCGUUCAUUCAGGGCACUCAAGUGGCCAUCAACGAUGUGCGACUAACCGAAAGCCAGACGGGACCACCAGACUACCUCACGGAAUCGGAACUUAUCACACUUAUGGAGCAGCACGGCAUUGGCACGGAUGCUUCUAUACCGGUGCACAUAAACAACAUCUGCCAGCGGAACUAUGUGCGUAUUGAAAAUGGACGAAAGUUGAUCCCUACGACGCUGGGCAUUGUGCUGGUCCAUGGCUAUCAGAAGAUUGAUCCUGAACUCGUACUUCCGACAAUGCGAACGGAGGUCGAGCGCAUGCUAACGCUUAUUGCUCAAGGUUCAGCAGACUUUCAGGAUGUUCUGCGUCACGCCAUUCAGAUCUUUAAGCUAAAGUUCAUGUAUUUUGUGAAGAACAUCGCCAACAUGGACGCCCUGUUCGAGGUUUCCUUCUCGCCGCUGGCCGAGUCGGGCAAGGCACACUCGCGCUGCGGCAAAUGUAGACGCUACAUGAAGUACAUACAGACAAAGCCCGCGAGGUUGCAUUGUUCCCAUUGCGAUGAGACGUAUGCCCUACCUAUUGGCAAUGUAAAGGUCUAUCGGGAGUUUAAGUGCCCGCUAGAUGACUUCGAUCUGCUGGCAUUCUCCACCGGCGUCAAGGGGCGAUCGUAUCCGUUCUGCCCGUACUGCUAUAAUCACCCGCCGUUCAGUGACAUGCCCCAUUUAGGGGGUUGCAAUACCUGCACUCAUGCCACUUGUCCACAUUCUCUGAACACGCUAGGCAUCUCCAGUUGUGUGGAGUGUCCCACAGGCGUUCUAGUGCUCGAUUGCACGCUGGCGCCCACGUGGAAGCUCGGCUGCAACCGCUGCGACGUAAUAAUCAACUGUUUUAAAGGUGCCACUAAAAUCACAGUGGAAGAGGCCAAGUGUCAGGAGUGUGGCGCCCAGCAAGUAAACGUGGUCUACAAGUCUGACAAAAGCAAGUUCAAGGAUGGCAGUGAGGAGAAGAGCGGGUGCAUCUUCUGCUCCACAGACUUCUCCCACUUGGUUGAGAAGCAUCGUGCAGUCGCAUCGAGACCUGUUCGCAGUGGCGGUGGAUCUCGGGGCGGGAAAGCUGGUCGUGGCGGUGGAGGAGUCGGUGGACCGGCUGGUGUCGCCGGAGGAGCAGUAACUGCUGGCGGCGGAACUGGUUCUGGAGGCGGCGGGCGUGGUGGACGCGCCGGUAGGCAGCCCAAAGAUAAAAUGGCUCAGCUGGCGGCGUACUUCGUAUGAGAACCGUGGAUUGCAUUUACAACAAAAACAAAAAAACUAAGCCGAAAAAAUAAAAACGAAAUUGUAUAAAGAAAUU